UUCUUAAAUUCAUUACGAGUCCCUAGCUACUGUAAAGAUGGGUAGGGAGGACAAGGCAACGUGGAAGUCGAACUACUUCGUUAAGCUUAUUAACCUGUUGGAGGAAUACCCAAAGUGUUUCAUUGUGGGCGCUGACAAUGUCGGCUCUAAACAGAUGCAACAAAUCCGUAUUUCCCUGCGAGGAAGCGCCGUCGUCCUUAUGGGUAAGAACACCAUGAUGCGGAAGGCCAUCAAAGGGCACGUGGAAUCCAAUGCCUCAUUGGAGAAACUAUUGCCUCACAUCAAGGGGAAUGUUGGCUUUGUUUUCACCAGUGGAGAUCUCGUGGAAGUGAGAGACAGGCUGUUGGAGAACAAAGUCAGGGCUCCUGCUCGUGCUGGCGCCAUUGCUCCGUUAUCUGUCGUUAUUCCGGCCCAGAACACCGGGCUGCCCCCAGAAAAAACAUCUUUCUUCCAAGCUCUGAGCAUUCCCACAAAAAUUUCAAAGGGUACGAUUGAAAUCGUUAAUGAUGUGAACAUUCUGAGACCCGGGGACAAAGUUGGAGCAUCUGAAGCCACUCUCUUGAACAUGUUGAACAUUUCGCCAUUUUCAUAUGGUCUUAUCGUUGAACAAGUUUAUGACUCUGGUACCAUCUUUGCUCCUGCUAUUUUGGACAUCAAGCCUGAAGACUUGAAGGAACGUUUCCUGGCUGGUGUGGCCAAUUUGGCCUCAGUAUGUCUCGCCGUUGGAUACCCAACUAUCGCUUCGGCGCCUCAUAGCAUUGCCAACGGGUUUAAGAACUUGUUGGCAAUCGCUGCCGUUACGGACGUAGACUUCAAAGAAGCUUCGACAAUUAAGGAGUUUAUUAAGGAUCCCAGCAAAUUUGCAGCUGUUGCCGCGCCAGUAGCGGCUGCUCCUGCUGCAGCUGCGCCCGAAGCGAAAAAGGAAGAGAAGAAGGAAGAGUCCGAGUCAGAGGACGAUGACAUGGGCUUCUCGCUCUUUGACUAAAGUUUCUAUAGAUGAUUCUAUAGUCAAUUUCGCAAAGGCGAAAGUGGCUAUAGAAUCUGAAACUGAACAUUUGGGAUGUGUUGCUACUGUAACAGUCAGACCGUCGUAAACCAUUAAAAUGAAA
Messenger RNA from Dendroctonus ponderosae (mountain pine beetle), 1109 nucleotides. It is a transcript of the gene RpLP0, whose product is annotated as 60S acidic ribosomal protein P0. Gene Ontology annotation, molecular function: large ribosomal subunit rRNA binding; structural constituent of ribosome. NCBI's taxonomy places the organism in Eukaryota, Metazoa, Arthropoda, Insecta, Coleoptera, Curculionidae. The record is from RefSeq and is a predicted model, not a curated record. Gene Ontology annotation, cellular component: cytosolic large ribosomal subunit. Gene Ontology annotation, biological process: ribosome biogenesis; cytoplasmic translation; ribosomal large subunit assembly. Bases 38 to 985 code for a protein of 315 amino acids. The transcript is spliced from 4 exons.